CUAAAGAGCUGGGAUUACAGGCCUGAGCCCCUGUGCCUGACAAAUGCAGGCAGUGUGGAUCAUUCCUGGAGACCGCCUACUCAGGGCAGAGAUAAUUUUUCUCUGUCUUCUCCCAGUUCACUGGUCAUGGUCUCUGGCCUAAAGUCCCAGCAUAGAAUGUUCCUCUCCUGUGGAGUCCAACACUCUUUGCCAAACUGGCACGGUGUCUUCCUGGGAAGCAAGAAAUCACUGAGGGGCUGUCAGUUCCUGCCAGGGUGGUUCGAUGCUGUCCUUUCCUCUACUCCUUCCAUGGUCUGCGUUGGAAAAUGCGUGUUAGUUCAAAUUCAGCGAGUUCUCACUGGGGUGAACAUAGUCCUAAAAAUGCAGUUCAUAAAAAUCAACCACACAGAGAAGAAAAAUAAAUAAAUCAGUAAAGCAGCUCAGAAAAAUGCAGGUGUGGAGGGCCCUGGCCUCUGCACCCUCAUAGAGGGGCUCAACAGCAUCAACAGAAGGGGAGGGAGCAGAAGGUGCCCUGUAGACACCCAGAGGGGCCACCAAUGAGCAAACUGCCGGCUCCCUGACCCGCCCUGGGGCCCAGGGUAUUGACAUAAAGGAUGGCCUUGCCCUAUUUCAACAGCCAGUUCUCUGAGGGUCACAAACACCAAGGAGUGGAGGUCAGAAUGUCACUUUUUUGUUUUCUUUUUGAAAGAUCAUUUGAGAAACACGUCACUGGUAAGUUGGUUGAAGAUGUUUCACGGUCUCUUAUCAGCGUUUUUCUUUUGCCUAUGUGUCUCUCCCUGUCACAUUGCAUAUCCUGCUCUGAUCUGGGGGAUGUGUAUCCAGCCUUGCCAGUUCUUAGCCAGGUGUUUUACUGUAUUUGUUCUGUGCGAUGACCUUUCACUCACCUCUGUUACCUUCAAUAGAUCUCCCCCGCGACCAUGUCUUCCAUUAAGAUUGAGUGUGUUUUGCCGGAGAACUGCCGGUGUGGUGAGUCUCCAGUAUGGGAGGAAGCGUCCAACUCUCUGCUCUUUGUAGACAUUCCUGCAAAAAAGGUUUGCCGGUGGGAUUCACUCACCAAGCAAGUACAGCGAGUGACUGUGGAUGCCCCAGUCAGCUCUGUGGCUCUUCGCCAGUCGGGAGGCUAUGUUGCCACCGUUGGAACAAAGUUCUGUGCUUUGAACUGGAAAGAACAAUCAGCAGUUGUCUUGGCCACAGUGGAUAACGACAAGAAAAACAAUCGCUUCAAUGAUGGGAAGGUGGAUCCCGCCGGGAGGUACUUUGCUGGCACCAUGGCUGAGGAAACAGCUCCGGCAGUUCUUGAGCGGCACCAGGGGGCCCUGUACUCCCUCUUUCCUGACCACCACGUGAAAAAGUACUUUGACCAGGUGGACAUCUCCAAUGGUUUGGAUUGGUCGCUAGACCACAAAAUCUUCUAUUACAUUGACAGCCUGUCCUACUCCGUGGAUGCCUUUGACUAUGACCUGCAGACAGGACAAAUCUCCAACCGCAGAAGUGUUUACAAGCUAGAAAAGGAAGAACAAAUCCCAGAUGGAAUGUGUAUUGAUGCUGAGGGGAAGCUCUGGGUGGCCUGUUACAACGGAGGAAGAGUGAUUCGUUUAGAUCCUGUGACAGGGAAAAGACUUCAAACUGUGAAGUUGCCUGUUGAUAAAACAACUUCAUGCUGCUUUGGAGGGAAGAAUUACUCUGAAAUGUAUGUGACCUGCGCCCGGGAUGGGAUGGACCCUGAGGGUCUUUUGAGGCAACCUGAAGCUGGUGGAAUUUUCAAGAUAACUGGUUUGGGGGUCAAAGGAAUUGCUCCCUACUCCUAUGCAGGAUGAGGACAGGUCUUCUUUCCUGCCAGAGGGAGCUCUGAAGACAACUAGAGAAUUCUGGGCCUGAAAUUUCAAUCUAGUUAGAAAGAAAAAUGAGGCAAUGAUAUUAUUAACAGCGUUAAGUUUUAAUUUACAACUUUUAAAAGGCAGAGCAUUUUUAACAAGGGGUGACAAGUGGUUUUGAUAACACACUUAUAAGGCUUUCUGUAAAAGUACUAUAGAAGGGCGAAGAAUCGUUCAACUGUCAAUCAGCCUCUUGAUUCUUUGUAAAUUGCCAAGGUGGGUGGGUACAUAUCUCUUCUUGAUUCUGCAUUUCAUACUUAACUAUAUUAAAGCUUCAAGGAACAAUAAAUAGUAACCUGGUAAUGACC
Molecule: messenger RNA, 2182 nt
Organism: Nomascus leucogenys (northern white-cheeked gibbon)
Lineage: Eukaryota; Metazoa; Chordata; Mammalia; Primates; Hylobatidae
Gene: RGN
Product: regucalcin
Exons: 7
Coding region: 918-1817 (299 amino acids)
Biological process (GO): L-ascorbic acid biosynthetic process
Molecular function (GO): enzyme regulator activity; calcium ion binding; gluconolactonase activity
Source: RefSeq, a predicted model, not a curated record